GCGUUAGGAAUGCAGAUGCAUUGCGAGCGCUAGGCAAGUGACGGCUUCUCACUUUUACUUCGCUCCCCGUGCAUCCAAUCGCAUAUAAUGAACGCAAUAAUUGAGGAAGCAUUCCGACGGCGCGAGCGUGGGGCAUUCACGAAAAUAAAUUAAAUAACUCAUAUUAUUAGAUAACUGCUAUUAUCGAAAAUGAAGACAUGAAGCUGUUAGAGAUUUAACAAAUGGAUCCACGCUUCUCUUGCUGCUUGUGCUCGGGUCUUAUAUAUACUCGUUAAUCCAUAACAAUAUACAAGAGAGACAGUUCAUACGCUCUCUCUUGACGAAAAAAAAUCACGACUUGGAAUUGUUCAAAGGACUGAUAAGGAAAAUGAGCGACGAAGAGCCGGGCCACCUCGUAGACGAGGAAUGUAAAAAAUGUGACCGACGAAUCAACCCAGCAUUGGCGGGGGCAAACGUGAUAAUCGUGUCCCAUUUUGAGAUUGCGCUCAUCGCAACCACAAUCGACAAUUUCUAUCGCUCUUCUGCAACUCGCCACGGCCGCUAGGCAGAAUCGCUUCCCUUCGCUUCUGCGGCUUCUGCAGCCCAUGUCCAACGUAUGUACGUGUGCGCGCGCGUAUUUAGCGCGUAAUUUAUAUAAGAAGAAAGGCACGCUUGGUUCCACCCCAAAGCGUUUCGAUCCACUGGCGCCGGUAGCGUAUGAUUUCGUCCUCUCAUAUGCUGGAGAAGCGGCCCGAAGGCAAAUACAUUAGACGGCAGUCUAUAAGUCGGACGGUUGACUGGAAAGACAUGGUAAACGAGGCAACGAGACGGUGAAACGCGAUACAGUGACGAUCGGAGUGACACAUUUGAUCGAAAAUGUGAGCCGCUUUCCUGGCACGGCCUAAUUAGCGCGUCUCAAUUAAAAACGCAUACGCCACUGCAUACGCGAGGCAAUUGUUGCGGAGAGGAAGGCCUGCAACUUCCAGUGCCGCGUCGAACAUCCUAGAGUCCGCAUCGCGCUAUCAUCUUCAGCCUCGAAGAGAAGGAAGAGCGCUUCUGCCGAGCGGCUCGUUCCGGCGAAAGCGUCACUUUCGGGAGCGAAGGAUGACGGAGAGGAGCAUCGAUGGUACUCAGGACAACAUCGCAGAGACCGUUAACGAAUUCCGCAUGAGCUGCACGGAUUUUUGCCAACUGACCCAAUGAGCCCGAUGGAAGCUCGCGUGGCCUCCUAACUUCCUUAGACUGAAUUCAACAUGCGCGACGACGCGGGUCCCAUCCAGCGACUUAGGUCGCGGUCGUGGUCGCGAUCGUGACAAGAUUCCCUCAUAAGGCCCGAUCGUGGCUGCUGCAAGCAGAUUCGAAAGUUGAAGGAAACAUGGAGCGGAAAACGGUGAACAUGAAAAUGCACAUUGGAAGUUAGCUGAGGUAGAAGAAUCUGAAGCUUUGACGGACGAGCAGCAAUCGACAACUUUACCGCAGAUUUUAGUUGGGAACGAAGAGAGAAUCUAUUUCUUGGUUGCGGAUACGAUUUCGUGCGAAUAAUGAAGUGUUGUGCUCUCGUCCAUUUACUUUCAGUUUGGUAACAGACGGUGUUGAAACAAUGUGUUACGUACGAAAGAGUGAGCUCGAUAAUUAAUAUAAAAUAUUUAGUAAUAGAAUAUACUAAAAAUAAAAACAAUUAUUAAAUAAAAAAUUAAAUAUAAAAUUAAAUAACACCGAUAUAUACGUUGAUAUAUUAAUAAAAUUGAUAUUGAAAUAUAUUGGAAGAUUACUAACAUUAUAUAUAUAAUUAGCCUCGCGCGUGUGUUGCUUAGUAAUUAUUAAUAAUUAGCAUAAAAAGCAGUGGCUUCUGAAGGAGUAGUUAAUAUUCGACUGCAUAGAGAGCGAUUGAUAAUUUCACGUGGAAUUUUUUGUACUAUACGAGUGACUAAUGUGAAGCUUCAUGUGAAGCAAUCGCGACGAGUGAAAGAUAUGUGUCGUGUGUGUUCGAUACUUCGGUGCAUCCGAGAGAGUUGUGCAGCGGGCAUUGACCUGAAACGUUGCAUGCACUCAUCUUCUACGAGGAGGCUAUUAUGUAAAUUGAGCGAGCUUGAAAAAUGCAAUCGAAACACACUCAACAUCACCGUAAACGGAGGAAAGCGCAAUCGUGUCGCAGGUGAUAUUUAUAAAAGGAAAACGGAGAAAUGUUCGUAUGUCACGUGCCACGGGAGUGGUUGGAAGACUGAGGACAGACACAUGCUCAUCCUUGUGUAGAGAUACACACACGAGAACGUCCCUCACAUCUCCCGAGAUCAUAAUCCAUAGAAAUCGAGACUGUGUGUCCGCACUCACACAAUCGCGCCGUAACACAUUCAGCUAAUGCCACGUCACUUAUGUACACACGACGGAUGUAUGCGAAGAUAAACACGUAGACACGUGUUACUCCCAUAUGGGAAACACUUAAACAGAGAUCCGACUUUCAAAGAGGAAGCAUUGUCCAAGAAAUCUACGGAUAAAUUCGAUUUCGGCUGGUAUCCAUUGAUGAGUGGCUCUGAAACUAAUGAUAGUUGGGAAUUCACGCUUGCUACCAGUCUUACGUACAGUCAAUUUGGCACGCAAGGCGUUAGAGUGUGCGUAAGCCACCGACAUUAUCGGCAACGAGGUGCUGCGCGAUCACGCGCGAAGAGAGAAAUCUCGGCGAAGAGGUAAGCGGUGAGCGAUCCGUCCGGUAUGCGUUGCACAUGAAGCGCACGGCCGAUCGCCUAUAUACUCUCGCCAGCGAUGGCUAACAUGGAUCCACCAGGAUCGGUGAAGCAGCAGCAACAACGGCGCUGGUCCGUGGGUCGAUCGUCGACCUCGCGGAGUCACUUUUCGCCACGCUCCUCGGAAGCUUUCUACGCGAGCGCGGAACCGUUAUCCGGCCGCGGCGGACGCGCGUUGCAUAAUGCGAGCGGCAGCGGCCCAGACCCAGAUUCGAAUUCCGCUCCGGAUUCCUGCGGCGCGCCGGAAGCAGCGAGGAACAGGCAAUAUCGGACUUCCGUCCGGUCGUCGCAGGAACCGAAGGAUCGCCGAGCGACAGCGACCAGCGAUCGUGAACUUUUCCACACCGUGCCGCGCGGCUUGGCGAUCUCCAGGAAAGAGAUCCUGCGACGCAGAUGCGUCAAGGACGAUACCGAGAUCCCACUGAAUUCCGCGAAGAAGGAACAGUUGGAGAGACCGAGAACUCUGCCGUCAAUCGGUAGGAGAACUCGCCAGGACGCCGAGCACACUUCUUCGCUCCUGAAGAGAGUCUCCCGGCAGGAUAUCCUGCGGCGACGCGCAAGUGCGGAAGCGCAAUUGAAGGACGUGGCGAAGAUACCUUCUAACAUUCAGAAUCCCGCCCGCUGGGCUAAGGAGGAUCGCGAUCUCUCGCGGCCGUCGACCUUGCCUAAGAUUUUGCACGCCUCGAGAUCGGCUCGACUGGAAGAGUACGUGACUUCGAGGACGAGAGAGUCCGUUGGGAGGGAGGCGCCGAUCUAUGGUAGGAUUCGACGGCGGAAAAUGUCGUUGCCAACCGGCGUUACGUCCCUGCGCGACUCCGCGACGUCUUUGAGCACUCUGACAAGGUUCUCCAAGACGAAGACAAGUGGUGAGCGCGCCGAGACUUCGAAAGUCGUUAGACACUUGCGGGAUCCCGUUCCCGACACGCCUGAUCGAUCCAAGUACGCAAAUGAUGCCAGCGGUGACGACAUCGUUUACGCGAAGGUCGCGCGCAAGGUUUCCAGGCAGGUGUCUCAAGACCAGGAGGAGAAGCCAGGAUCAAUCGAUAGAGCGGUGUCCAGGCGGAGGAUAAUCAGCAACGUCGAUCAUGCGGAUUCCUUCGAGCGCAAAAUGCAUCAAGAUCGGGAUCAAGAAUUGGUCCAAGUAAAGCACGACGCCAUAUUGGUCUCUAAAGCAGACUUUGAGCGAGUACGUAACUUCAAGGUGCGGAAACACGAUUCGGAGAGUACGAAUGCGUCUUCUCGAGUGGACUCCGUUGAGUCUAGAACAAGGAAGAAUUCAAGAACAGACUCCUGGUCUCGCAGUAGGUAUCCUCGAACGGACUUCACGACAAGCAGCGAGCGACAGGUGAGAUGCAGGUCGAAGUCGCAAAGUGGACUAUUAGUGGAAGGUCAAAAGGAGAACCCGAGGACACCGAUAAGACCGACGACGUUGCCAAGUUAUGUGAAGAUCGGAAGGAAGACAUCGACGGGACAUUCGACCAAGGAUGUAAACGAGCAACGAAGGGCCUCCAACGCGGGAUUAAUGACGAAGCAAACCAAAGAGAGAUCGAAUUAUGUGAGGAAGACGGCGACGCACGUCCCAGCGCACGUCAGAGCCUUCAGCGACGCUAAUAGCGUUCGAUCUUGUUCUCCCGCAACGUCGUCAUCGAUAUUUGGCUUCUGUACCGGAAAGAGGAAGACGUCCUCCGUGUCGCGCGGCUCUCCAUCGUGGAACUUGAAAACGGUUUGAGUAUUCGAAAAUCGCAACAGUAUUCAAACUUAAUGAACAUAUUAACUCGUUCGCUAUGUGGAAAUUAAAAGAGAGCAGCCAAGCUCUCAUAAGUUUUUAGCCCCAUUUUGUUUGGAAAUCUUAAAUUAUUUUUUAAUAAAAUUGUAGCUAUUGAUUGCUAAAAUUUAGCUAAAAAUGUGACCAGCGAAUAGCUACUAAUCAAUUCUGCUAGUUUCAACAGAAUUAAUCGACGAUUAAUUUAAUUGUAGCUUGGUAAAAAAAUAUCACCUUUAAUUAAUAAUAAUUAUUAGCACUUAUAAUCCGUAUUGUUUUAUUUACAAAGACUUCCAUCUUUCCCAUUUUUUAUAUUUCCUAUACAUUUCCUAAGGUCUUAACGAUAUCAUUUACUUUGACAGAACACAUAUCUUUUUAGGCCACUUCUCCCAAAUGGUGAAGCGUGUCAUUUUCAUACUUACAUAUAUUUAAUCUAUUUAUGAAUAGUUAUAAUUUUAUUAAAAAAUAAUUUAAGAUUUCGAUUGUGGGGCAUAUAUCAUAAAAUGAGGUUAAAUUUGGCCGCAUUCUUUAGAAUUGAGAAUUUAGAAUUAAAAUCAAAACUACUGCUUAAUAUUUUGGAUAAUGUGAAUUGAUUUCACCUACACCUCAAUUUUUAAUACAUUAUUGAAAACAGUAGAUA
Molecule: messenger RNA, 5122 nt
Organism: Odontomachus brunneus
Lineage: Eukaryota; Metazoa; Arthropoda; Insecta; Hymenoptera; Formicidae
Exons: 1
Coding region: 2740-4449 (569 amino acids)
Source: RefSeq, a predicted model, not a curated record